CGGGGGCGGGGAGGGCGAGGACUGAGGAGGAUCCUAAUGCCACCUGACGGGCUCUGGUUACACUGCUGCGCAAGGACCUGGGGCGCCCAGCCUGCACCUCCCUCAGGCCAGACAGGGCUCCUCCUCCUCGCCCACCCAAGCAGCUUUCAUAUGCUCCUCCCUCACCCGCUCAGAGCCACCAGCCCCCACUUGUACCUCUCCCCCUCCCCUCCCCCCGCAAAGCUGGAUCCCGAUUUUCCCAGGUCUGGAGGGUGACAGAGCCUUUUCUGAGCACCCCCUCCCCUUUCUCAGGACGGAGAAUCCUCCUCAAUCGCCCCUCUCCUCCCUGGAGCCUUUAGGGGCCCAUUUCCCUCCACGUUCCCUAGUUUUCUAACGUUUCCCCGAAACCAGCGUCCUCCAUUGUCCAUCUUCCUCCCGAAGCCCCGUUUCCUUUUUGUGCUCCUCAGAGCGAAGAGCCCCCACUAAUAUUUUCAGCCUCAUCCUAAUCUCCCUAGGUUUGAGGAAGGAGAACCAAAUCUUACACCUCCUCCUCUGAGUGCUUCCAGUGCCCACCUCCUCCUGUUUCUCCCUCUGGCCUGAGCCCUGUGUUCCCCUUCCCAGGAGAAGCCGGAGCAGGAGGACCCCUCCAAGUCCCAGAAUGAAUAUGACAGGGCCGUCUCCAUCAGUGCUUGUGAGCGAGGCUGCCGCCUCUUCUCCAUCUGCCGGUUUGUGGCCAGGAGCUCCAAACCCAAUGCCACCCAAGCUGAGUGUGAAGCAGCCUGUGUGGAGGCCUACGUGAAGGAGAUGGAGCAGCAGGCCUGUAUCGAGGGCUGCUGGAGCCAGAACCCUGAGCUGGAGCCUGAGCCGGAGACCAUGCAGAAGAAAAAGGUCCUGGAAGCUCCGAGCAGGGCCCUUUCGCUCCUGGACUUGUUUUCCACCCUCUGCAAUGACCUUGUCAACUCAGCCCAGGGCUUCGUCUCCUCCACCUGGACAUACUACCUGCAGACUGACAAUGGGAAGGUGGUGGUGUUCCAGACCCAGCCCAUGGUAGAGAACCUAGGGCAUGAGGGGGCCCGUCUGCAGCGAGUGGAGGUGACCUGGAGAGGAUCUCAUCCUGAGGCCUUGGAGGUACACGUAGACCCUUUAGGCCCCUUGGACAAGGUAAGGAAGGCCAAGAUCCGAGUCAGGACCAGCAGCAAGGUCAAGGUGGAGUCUGAUGAGCUGCAGGACAAUGACUUCCUCAGCUGCAUGUCCCGGCGCUCGGGGCUUCCUCGCUGGAUCCUGGCCUGUUGCCUCUUCCUCUCUGUGCUGGUGAUGCUGUGGCUCAGUUGUUCCACUCUGGUGACUGCUCCUGGCCAGCACCUCAAGUUCCAGCCCCUGACCCUGGAACAACACAAGGGCUACAUGGUAGAGCCAGACUGGCCUCUGUAUCCUCCCCCGUCGCACGCCUAUGGGGACAGCCCCCCACCCUACAAGCUGAAGCUGGACCCGACCAAGCUGUAGGCCACCCUUGAACCACGUACAGCCAGGGGCAGGGGAAGCUCCAUCCUCACUGCCCUGCGCCCAGGGGUCCAGGCCACGGUGGGACCAUCCUUGGGCUCCUGCACCCCCAAAUCCUCUCUCCCUGGUCCCAUCCCUCACCCCUCUGGAUCCUGGGGUUGCCAUGCUGCCACUUGGGGGGCGGGGGUCUGGCGUUUGUUCCUCCCUGGGCCUCCUUUCCCUGGUGCCUGCUGCUUUUUGUUUUCUAUUGUGUAGCUUCAUGGGUAUCGAACCCACGUUCUGUGUCGCCUUCCUCCUUCCUCCUCUCUCGCCUGGAGAGGGUGCAUUUCUGAAGCCUCAGAGGAACCAAUCGUCUUGUGCUAGGGCUCCCCCCUGUUUCCCCACCUCACCUCUGGAGAUCCAGCCCCAUGGGAGGAGACCCUCUCAGGAGGAGCUGUGGACAGCUCCCUGCUGGGAGGGUGGGUGACUACGGCUGGAGUUGCAGCAUGGGGAUCAGGAGGAAUAAACCAUGUCCAUAAACGA
Messenger RNA from Myotis brandtii (Brandt's bat), 2001 nucleotides. It is a transcript of the gene TMEM59L, whose product is annotated as transmembrane protein 59-like. The record is from RefSeq and is a predicted model, not a curated record. NCBI's taxonomy places the organism in Eukaryota, Metazoa, Chordata, Mammalia, Chiroptera, Vespertilionidae. The transcript is spliced from 7 exons. Bases 784 to 1482 code for a protein of 232 amino acids.